This is a messenger RNA of Thermothelomyces thermophilus ATCC 42464, 1889 nucleotides long. RefSeq lists its product as uncharacterized. The transcript has 3 exons. Lineage: Eukaryota; Fungi; Ascomycota; Sordariomycetes; Sordariales; Chaetomiaceae. Bases 220 to 1719 code for a protein of 499 amino acids. The record is from RefSeq and is a predicted model, not a curated record. Gene Ontology annotation, molecular function: phosphatase activity. Gene Ontology annotation, biological process: dephosphorylation.
CUCGGGCAGCGGGGCGAGGUGUCCCGGGUCCUCCUACGUCACUCAGAACUCGGCGUCAGGCACCAUCCCCCGAGACUGCCUUCUCCAUUGUUUCGCGACUUCUUACCAUAGAUUAUUACACUGCAUUGUACUGUACACUACAGGUUGUACGCCCACGCCCGAAGUUGCGACCCAUACCCGUACCUACCUUCCUACUACAUAAGCGAGGCCACAAACACAAUGACGAGCCUAGUUCCGCGUCCGCCUUACACUGAUGAGGAGCUCCGGAAGCUCUACCCGGAGGGCCUGGAGCUGCAAUUGGUGCAGAUCCUGAUGCGGCACGGCGAGCGCACUCCCGUCUCGGCUCGCUUCCAGAACGCCGGCCUGAAGCCCUGGUGGCCCUACUGCGCCAGUGCGCGCCAGAUGCGCUCCGUUGUCCUCGCCGCUUCCAACGCCACCACCGGCAACCACGCUUUCGACACCUUGGAAUGGAAACGCCGGCUCGAGACCUUCGGGGACGACGACGGACCCGUCCUCGCCCGUGGCCCCAACGCCGAGCGCGAUGACAUCUGCGACAUGGGCAGCCUGACCGAUCUAGGCCGCCAGAGCACGUACAACCUCGGCCUCCGUCUGCGCAAACACUAUGUCGACCGCCUCGCCUUCCUACCGCCCACCAUUAGCUCUGCCGACUUCCUCUACCUGCGCUCCACCCCGGUCCCCCGCGCGCUCGAGUCUCUCCAACAGACCUUCUCGGCCCUGUACCCGCCGUCCGCCCGCGAGCCCGGCCCGGACGGCAAGUUCCCCACCCCCACCAUCCUCACCCGCGUGCCGGGGGACGAGACGCUCUACCCCAACGACGGCAACUGUCGCCGGUUCGCCGCCCUGUCGCGGGCGUUCGCGCAGCGCGCUGCUGACAGGUGGAACAACACGCCCGACAUGGAGUAUCUCCAAAAGAUCUACGGCAAGUGGAUGCCCCCGGGCUCCAAGGUCGCCGUGGACUCGCGACCCCGCCUGUCGGGCAUUAUGGACACGGUCAACGCCACGCUCGCCCACGGACCCGAGACGAGGCUGCCCGACGAGUUCUACGACGAGAAGGCGCGGGCAAUCAUGGAGAAGAUCGGCGUGGACGAGUGGUUCGCCGGAUACAAGGAGUCGAGGGAGUAUCGCAUGCUGGGAAUCGGCGGCCUGAUGGCCGACAUUGUCGGCCGCAUGGUCGGGACCGUCGAGCAACAGCCGCGGCCGGGCGGCGGCCGCAUCCGCUUCGGCCUGAGCGGGUGCCACGACACGACGCUCGCGGGCGUUCUGGCGAGCCUGGGCGCGUACAACACGGACCGCUGGCCGCCAUUCACGAGCCACAUCGCAAUCGAGCUGUUCAGGGAGUCCAAGGCCGCAUCAGCCCCGCCCAGCGAGCCGGCCAAGGGCAACUGGUGGGCGUCGAUCCUCGGGUCGCCGCCCGCGCCGGCUAGCAUCGGGCGUAGGCCGAUGACGGAGCUGACGGCCGCCGAGAGGGAGAAGCUGAACGGUUACUAUGUUCGGAUACGUUACAAUGACGAGCCCGUCACAGUCCCGGCCUGCAAGCUGCCCGGGAAUCAUCUCGCGGGAGACGAGUCAUUCUGCACCUUGGCCGCGUUUAAAUCCGUUGUCGACAAGUUCACCCCAAAGAAUUGGAAAGAGCAGUGUCGCAUGAAUAGGGACCAGCCGGCUCUGCCGACAGGGGAACCUGAGUGGGCGGGCUAUUAAAUAAGCGAGCCGGUCUGGAGCAUAUUCCGAGGACGUGCCGCUAGUAUCGUCAAUCAUCAUCAUUAGCCAGGAGUCGGUAUAAAAGGGAAGGGCGUUUGAUACAUGGUAAAAAUGGGCAGACCUUGGCUACCUCGUCCUUUUGGACAGGUUGGAAAAUGAUAGCUCAGCGG